AUGUACAUUAAAAUAUAUGUAGUCGCAAAAGACAUUUUUUCUCUAAUUUGCGUAAAACAGACAAAUCCAUUUCCAAAAGAAAUAGAUUUUGUUUGCCAACAAAAGGAAUUUUUUAUUAUUACAUACUUUAUUUGUCAACGAUUUAGAGUAUUCUUCCAAUUGACUUGUCUUUGAAUUUAAAUUACUAAAAAACAAUAUAUUAUUUUAAAAAACGAAUCCAUAAGCAGUUGACUAUUGGGGGCCCCAUAUUUUCCUCCGCUAAAUCUCGCAAAAACCGCGCUCGACGCAUGUGUUCUUCUUCCUCUCACUAAAACGCUACCGUUUUAAACAGUCUCACACAUCAUUUAAAACAAAACUGCUCGAAACUGCGAAAGAGUUUGGUAGUAAUAAAUCUUAACUCUUUUAAGCGAUGGAUCUCAGAAGAGUAGGGAGCCGAUCAUCUAACAACAUGGAAUUAAGGUCAACCCCGGCUUCUCCCGCUCACCGGAACCAUCUCGGUGGUGUUGGUGGUGUUUACUCCCCCGCUCAUCGGAACCAGAACGUCGCCACCAAAGCCGCGGCUCAACGGUUGGCGAAAGUCAUGGCCUUACAGCACAAACACAGUGAUGAAUACGACGAUGACGACGAUGAUGACGAUGAAGAUGAUGAGGAAUUCAAAUUCGCUGCUCCUUCUUCUGGUACCAGUAACUUACCUGCGGUUCGCUUCGCUCGUCGCGAUCGAUCGCAGUCGCCUGGGAUAAACAGAUACCUCAACGAGCAAAAUAGUUCACUGCGUUCUACGUCGGCUGGAAGGUCAUCGAUGUUUGGUAGAUCUGUAACUCCGAGUGCAUCUCCGAUUUGGAGGCCACCUAAGGCGUCACCGAAGCCUCCACAUGAUAACAGAUAUUAUGGUGAUGUGCCGUUGGUUAAUUCGAGAGAUAAGGGGUAUCCGCGGAGAGCUUCAGCUCUUCGUGAUGAAUUGGAUAUGUUGCAAGAGGAGAAUGAGACUGUAUUGGACAAGCUUCGCUAUGCGGAAGAAAAACGCGAGGCAGCAGAAGCCAGGGCUAGGGAGCUCGAGAAACAGGUUGCUUUUCUUGGAGAAGGAGUGUCUCUGGAGGCCAAGUUGAUAAGUAGGAAGGAAGCGGCUUUGCGCCAAAGAGAGGCUGCUCUUAAGGCUGCUAACGAUAAAGAAGAUGAGAAGAAGGAGGAGCUUGUUUCCCUCCGUUCGGAAAUUCAGAUCCUGAAGGAUGAGGCUGUAAAAGCUGCGGAACGGCUUCAAGAAGCAGAGUCAGAAGCAAAUGAUCUUCGUACAAUGACUCAACGAACGGUUUUAACAGAAGACGAAAUGGAGGAAGUAGCCUUGAAGAGAUGCUGGCUUGCCCGGUAUUGGGGUUUGGCAGUGCAGCAUGGCAUUUGUGCUGAUAUAGCAUCAUCCAGGCAUGAAAAGUGGUCUGCUCUGGCUCCUCUUCCAUUUGAGCUGGUCAUAUCUGCUGCACAAAGGGCCAAAGAGUUGUCUGGAAAUCAAGGUGGGAGUGAUGAGAGCAAAACUGAAAGCUUUGUAAAUGAGCUAACUGGAGAAGGCAAUAUCGAAAGUAUGCUUUCAGUUGAGAUGGGUUUGAGAGAGCUAGCAUCCUUAAAGGUUGAGGAUGCUGUUAUGCUUGCUCUCUCCGAGAAGAGAACACCGAGUUUGGUUCGUCAAGAGUCCAAAGGGAAUAGAGAACUCAAGUUUGUAGAAGCAUAUGAACUAAAAGAAGGUGAACAAGAAGAUGUUGCCUUUAAGCAGGCAUGGCUGUUGUACUUCUGGGCUAGAGCCAAGUUGCUCGGUGUGGAACAAGACAUUGCUGAUGAACGUCUCCAGUUUUGGAUCAGCCGUAGCAGCGGAGAAACACCUCCAACCUCUCACGAUGCUGUCGACGUGGAGCGAGGUAUGUUAGAGCUAAGGAAACUAGGAAUAGAGCAACAACUAUGGGAAGCUUGUCGCAAAGAAACCGAACAGCUUUAUCCAUCUUCUUCUCCUACCUCUACUCUCGCAAACCUCGACACUUAGUUUAUCAUAG
Raphanus sativus (radish) is the source of this 2036-nucleotide messenger RNA. RefSeq names its product coiled-coil domain-containing protein SCD2. The record is from RefSeq and is a predicted model, not a curated record. The coding region runs from base 410 to 2026 and encodes 538 amino acids. Lineage: Eukaryota; Viridiplantae; Streptophyta; Magnoliopsida; Brassicales; Brassicaceae. Gene Ontology annotation, biological process: cytokinesis by cell plate formation. The transcript has 17 exons.